AUGGAAAUAAUAAAGAGCCACAAAUCUCAUCUGAAAAAGAAGUUCCAGUGUUUGUGUGAGGGAAGCUUAGACGAAGAACAACCAACACUCCUAAAUGACAUCUACACAGACCUCUACAUCACAGAGGGGGAAAGUGGUAAGGUUAGUGAUGAACAUGAGGUCAGAAAGAUUGAGCCAGCAUCCAAUCCAAUCCCCUGUAAUGGCAUUUUUCAUCCUUUACCUGAACAAAACAAACCAGUCAGAUCUGUGCUGACCAGGGGAGUGGCUGGAGUCGGAAAAACAGUCACUGUACAGAAGUUUAUUCUGGACUGGGCUGAAGGAAAAACUAAUCAAGAUGUCGACUUCAUCUUUCCUCUUCCAUUUCGGGAGCUGAAUCUGAUUGAAGAGAAACCACUCAGCAUGGUGGAUUUAGUUAAACAUUUUUUCACUGAAGUGAAAGAUUUCAGUGUUUUCAGUGGUGGCAAGUAUAAAGUGCUUUUCAUAUUGGAGGGUCUAAAUGAGUGCCGGAUCCCUCUAGAUUUCCACUCAACAACAAAGUGUUGUGAUAUCACAGAACCAACUACAUUGUCUUCUCUGCUGGCAAACCUCAUCAAGGGGAAUCUACUGCCCUCUGCUCUUCUCUGGAUAACCUCUAGACCUGCAGCAGCCAGUCACAUCCCUCCUGAAUGUGUGGACAAGGUGACAGAAUUACGUGGGUUCAAUGACCCCCAGAAGGAGGAGUAUGUCAGCAAGAAAGUCAGUGAUGAGAGUCUGGCCAACAGCAUCAUUACACACCUGAAGUCAUCCAGAAGCCUCUAUAUCAUGUGCCAAAUUCCAAUCUUCUGCUGGAUCGCAACCAUUGUUCUCAAGAACAAGUUAAUCCAAAAAGACAGAGAAUCUCCCAAAACACUGACUCAAAUGUACGCCCACUUUCUGAUGAUUCAGACACACAUUAAACAGGGAGCAGAGAUAGGUAGAGAGAUGAUUUUCAACCUUGGGAAACUUGCCUUUCUACAGUUGCAAAGGGGUAAUUUAAUAUUUUAUGAGGAAGACCUGAAAGAGUGUGGCAUCAACAUCACUAAGGCAUCCAUGUACUCAGGAGUGUGCACCCAGAUCUUUCAAGAAGAGCCUGGACUGUCCCAUGGAAACAUGUUCUGCUUUGUGCAUACCAGCAUCCAGGAGUAUCUUGCUGCUUUAUAUGUCUACUUCACUCUCAUAACACACAGGGAAAAUGCUCUUAACACCUCCACCUCUACAUCCAAGCCAGCUCAGUUAGCCCCGCCCGAGUCAUUGUAUGACCUGCAUAAGAUUGCCGUUGAUUUGGCUUUGGAGAGCAAAACUGGACAUCUGGACCUCUUCCUCCGCUUCCUUCUUGGACUCUCUCUGGAGUCCAACCAGAAUCUCCUGAUAGAUCUUCUACCAGAGACGACCAGCCAACCACAGGGCUCAGAGGAGACGAUACAGUAUGUCAAACAGAAAAUCAGAGAAAAUCCAUCCUCUGAGAAAUGCAUCAAUCUGUUCCACUGUCUGAAUGAGCUGAAUGACCACUCGUUGAUGAAGGAAAUCCAGAACUACCUGAGUUCAGUGGAGUCAGGAGGUCUGGGAGAAACCAGUCUUUCCUCUGCAGAGUGGUCUGAAGUGGCCUUCAUACUGCUGACCUCAGAACAGCAGCUGGGCGAGUUUGACCUGAGGAAAUACUACCGAUCAGAGGAAGGUCUGCAGGGGCUGAUGCCUGUGAUCAAGGCAUCCAGAUCAGUGACGCUCAUGUCCUGUAGGUUGACAGAGAAAAGCUGUUCCAUAUUAGCUUCUGCCCUCAGCUCAGAAUCGAGUGUCAGAGAGCUGGACUUGAGUGAGAAUAAACGGCUGGACUCAGGAGUGACACUUCUCAGUGAGGCUUUAGGAAAUCCAUUAUGUCAACUGGAAAGGCUAGAACUAUGUGUCUGUGAGUUGACAGACAAAAGCUGUUCCGCUUUGGCUUCAGCCCUCAGCUCAGGAUCAAGUCUCAAACAGCUGGACCUGAGUUGGAAUAAUUUGCCAGACACAGGAGUGACUUUUCUUAGUGCUGCAUUAGGAAAUCCUCUGUGUCAACUUGAGGUGCUAAAGCUGGAAUACUGUGGGCUGACAGAGGAAAGCUGUUCCUCUCUGGCUUCAGUCCUCAGCACAGGAUCAAGUCUCAGACAGCUGGAACUGAGUGAUUGUCUGCAGGACUCUGGAGUCUCACUUCUUAGUGCUGCAAUAGGAAAUCCAUGCUGUCAACUGGAGAGACUAAAGCUGGAAUACUGUGGGCUGACAGAGGAAAGCUGUUCCUCUCUGGCUUCAGUCCUCAGCACAGGAUCAAGUCUCAGACAGCUGGAACUGAGUGAUUGUCUGCAGGACUCUGGAGUCUCACUUCUUAGUGCUGCAAUAGGAAAUCCAUGCUGUCAACUGGAGAGACUAAAACUAUUUUCCUGUUAUCUGACAGACAAGGGCUGUUCCUCCCUGGCUUCAGCCCUCAGCUCUGGAUCAAGUCUCAAAGAGCUGAACUUGAAUUGCAAUGGCGUGCUGGACUCUGGAGUAACAAUUCUUAGUGCUGCAUUAAAAAAUCCACUCUGCCAAUUGGAGAGACUAUCGUUGCGUAAGUGUAAUCUGACAGAAGAAAGUUGUGGCACCCUGGCUUCAGCCCUCAGCUCAGGAUCAAGCCUCAGACGACUGGACUUGGGUGGCAAUGACCUGCAGGAAUCAGAUGUCGAAUGUCUCUCAGCUCUUGAGAGAAACCCACAGUGCAAACUGGAGGAAAUCAUAUGGAGACUGUUGUGAUAUCUACUACCCACUUACAGUACUUGAACAUCUCACCAAUGAGGAGCAGACCACUGCACCCAGCAGCGUGG
This is a messenger RNA of Engraulis encrasicolus (European anchovy), 2846 nucleotides long. Its product is annotated as NACHT, LRR and PYD domains-containing protein 3-like. The record is from RefSeq and is a predicted model, not a curated record. Lineage: Eukaryota; Metazoa; Chordata; Actinopteri; Clupeiformes; Engraulidae. Gene Ontology annotation, molecular function: protein binding. Gene Ontology annotation, biological process: intracellular signal transduction. Bases 1 to 2775 code for a protein of 924 amino acids. The transcript has 8 exons.